This is a messenger RNA of Bactrocera neohumeralis, 3952 nucleotides long. Its product is annotated as carbohydrate sulfotransferase 9. Lineage: Eukaryota; Metazoa; Arthropoda; Insecta; Diptera; Tephritidae. The coding region runs from base 420 to 1598 and encodes 392 amino acids. Gene Ontology annotation, molecular function: sulfotransferase activity. Gene Ontology annotation, biological process: carbohydrate biosynthetic process. Gene Ontology annotation, cellular component: membrane. The record is from RefSeq and is a predicted model, not a curated record. The transcript has 9 exons.
UACAUAUGUAUUUAGCUGCAAAUGUGUGUAAUAUGUAAAUAAAUGUGUAUAGAAGAAGCUAAAAAGUGUGCAAAAGAAAAAAAUCAGGAAAAGAAUUGAAAAAAUUUGCAAGAAGUGCAGGCAGGCGAUUGAAACUGACACUAAUGUGCUUGUGUGUGUGGGAAAAACAUAAAAAAAAAUAAUUUUUUCAUACAAAAGCUUAAAGCUGUGUAUAUACUUGCUAUUGUCCAUAGCGUGUUCGUAGCAACUAGGAAAUAGAAGAAAGAGCGCAUAAAGAUAUACCCGCAAAACACAAGCAAUAACGGUGUUACAAGGAAAUCAUAACGCAUGUUGUGCAAUUCAUAUCAAAGCAGCGGUAACAACAACAGCAAACAACAACUGGCGUUGUAGUGUCAUCGCGGCCAGCGUCGGUUAAAUAAAUGAGAUUUAAUAACCCAUAUUGGCGCGCCAUCCGGCGAUGUUUAUUCAUUUUCGUCGCUAUCUCGCUGCUGCCGUUGGCGCUCGUCUAUAUGGUGCGCCUGGACCAGGCCUAUCGCCUCAAAGGAUAUGAGGCGACAAAGUUCAACGAUCAUUUCGGUGAUCAAAGUUUUCGUUAUCCGGUAAUGUUGCUGGGGAAAAAUAAGGAUCUAACGGUAGCGGCGACAGGCAGUUCGCGCAAAAAAUUUUACAAAUAUGCUAAAUAUGUUAAUGAGUCACACCUGCCAGUUUUGCCAGAAGAUGCCGUGCACACGCUCGCCCCGAUCGACGUGGAGCGCGUCGAGAAGCGCAUGGAGCGGCGACGUAAGCUGCUGCAGGAGAAAUGCACCGAAUUCGGACUGGAUGUCGUGGGUAACGACACCUGGCACAAGCCCAACGCUUGGGAGUUUUUAGUCAAUAAAAAAUAUCACAUCAUAUGGUGCAAUGUGUUCAAAGCCGGCUCCUCAUCGUGGAUGUACAAUUUUAAUGUAUUAGCUGGUUAUUCGCCGGAAUUCCUACAACGAACCAAAGAAGUGUUCCUCACUUUGGCACGGGAACGUUAUCCUCGUCUCUCUAUUGAGAAGCUGCGAGAAGCACAAAAUGACUCGAUUACAUUCAUGAUAGCACGCCAUCCAUUCGAGAGGCUAUUGAGUGCAUAUCGUGAUAAGAUGGUAUUUGCCAUACCGCAUUCCUAUCACGACAAGCUGGGACGGCGCAUUGUGCGCAAAUAUCGCAGCAAAAAUUUGGAUAUGAACUCACCCAGAUAUCCAACAUUCCCGGAAUUUGUACGUUGGCUUUUGGUGCAAAUCAAGCAUGGCAGCGUUCAAAUUGACAUGCAUUUCGUCUCGUCGACGAUGUUCUGCACGCCUUGUCUCAUCAAUUUCGAUGUGAUCAUGAAGUUCGACACACUGGACGAGGAUCAAUUAUAUCUCAUUAACAAGACUGGUUUGUCGCGUGUCAUAGCGCCGGAGUGGCGGAAUGCGGGCAAGGGCAAGAAUACGCAGGAGUUGCUGCAGUCGUUCUACUCAAAGUUAACGCCAAAAGAAUUGCAGGGACUGUAUCAAUAUUAUAAAUAUGAUUUUGAGCUAUUCAACUAUAGCGCGACAUCGUAUUUCAAUUUGGUGACUGAAAAUGGCACCUGAAAGUAAACCAGUCACAGCCGUAAGGGCAGCAGCAGCAACAGUAGUAGCAGCAAUUUAGGCGCUUCACAACGCAGCCGCACUCAACACAGCAACAACAACGAAGCACACACAUAUUUGCACACAAAUCAACAUAUACACUGACAAAUCAUACAUAUGAACUAACAUACGUACGCGUACAUACAUACAUUUAAGUUAAUGCUAAAAAACCAAAAACAAAAACCAAAAAGUAAAAAAAAUCGCUCUGAGCAGAAAGCAGAUGUUGGAGUUCAGAAAAUGAAUACCUGCGCAUAAGCAGCUGGCAACUAAUGAACCGGAAAUGAAAACAUUAAGCAAUUUUCGAAAUAUUCCGCCAUAAUAUUGCUGAAUGAAAAUUUUGAAUCUUGAGAAAAGCACACAAAUUGUUGGCUCUGCCGCUUUUUAAGCUUCAAAUUCCCUGCUAGUUACCAGAGUUGCCAGACUGUGUGUGGAAGUGGAUACCGUUAGCUGUUGGAGCAUUUUUAAAAGACACUGUACAAUAAUUUAGCAAAGUAGUUUAACUGAUAAUUACUAACGCCAUACGCGUAGUUGCAUACAUACAAACAUACAUACAGAUAUUGGUAGUAGUGCUAAGCUUAAAAUGUUUGCUAAAUAUUAAAGUCAAAAUAGAUUGCAAAAUAGUAAAUUAUUCAAUUAUUGAGCACUUGUUCGAUUCAACGAACACGAAAUGACGUUUUAGCAAUUUAAAAAGCGUGCUAAGGCGCCUAAAGGUAUGCUAUGAUUAGGUAAAUGUUGAUGAUAGAUUAAUAAACUGAUAGUAUAAAUAAAAAUAUUUUAAUUUUUUUUUGAAAAUAUUUUGGAAAUUUCAAAAAAAAGAAAACAAUUGCUGAAUUUUAAAAAAAUAAAAAAAAUUAAAAUAAAAGUAUGCUACGAUUAAGUACAAUUUCAAGAAUUUUUAGCAACAUAAUUUGUAUUGCCUACAUCUAGGCGGUUUUUAUUUUGAAAAAAAGUUUGCCUACAUCUAGGCGCUUUCUUAAAUUUGAAAAAAAGUGUAUUCUUUUUUAAGACAAGACAUAAAAUUUUGAAAAUUCAAAUUUGUUUUGAAAACAUUUCGAAAUUUCUUAGCAACAUAAAUCUAUCUUGCCUACAUCCAGGCAGUUUAGGAAGCUAGUAAUGAAACUUUGAAAAAUGCCUAAAUUUAUCUUGAAUGCCUUUUCAAGACAAGACAUAAAAUUUUGAAAAUUUAAAAAAAUGCAAAUAUGUCUUGAAAACAAAUAAUUUCUUCAGAAAAGUUCAAAAAAAUUAUAAAAAAUAUGCUUAGAAUUUUAUAUAUUUAAAAUAAAGGUAUGGUGACAGAAUAAUAACGGAAUAUUUUUAAGAAGGUUUAAGAAAAAAAUUAAUAUUGCCUACACCUAAGCGGGUUUUUUCAAGACAAAUUAUAAAAUUAUUUUAAUUUCUUUUCAAGACAAAACAUAAAUUUUGAAAAACUCAAAUUUGUUUUGAUAACUUCACAUUUUUUUUUAGAAAGUUCAGAAAAGUUUAAAAAAAUAUGCUUUGAAUUUUUGCAUAAUUAAAACAAAGUUAUGUUACAGUUAAGUAAAAUUUUGAUAAUAGAUAAAUAACGGCACAUUUCAAGUAUUUUAGCAAACAAAAAUUUAUAUUGCCUACAUAUAGGCAGUUUUUUUUAACAUAUCAUGAAACUUACUAUUUUUAUUUUUAAAUUCCUUUUCAAGACAAAACAUAAAAUUUUUAAAAACUGUUUUUGAAAAAUUCCCUUUUUUUGAAAACUUUCUUUUUUUUAGAAAAUAAAGCUGAGAUUGUCUUCAAAUAAUUGCAUACUUACAUUUUUCAAUCAAAAAUUUCAGUUCGAAAAAAUUUAACAACCACUUUCCAAAUCGCACAGUCAAUUUGAAUUGAAAAGCUUGCAUACAUUUAGGCGCCUUGGCAUAUAAAUAUUAGAAAAAACAAAAACGUUAUACAUAAAACAAUAUUGGCUGAAUAAUUUUGUAGGUUUCACUGCAUUUUAGUAAUUUGUUUGAAUUUAAAACACUUUAGGAUACGUUACUAGGAAUAAUAUAUUUUUUUAGAGAUCCCAAAGUACAUACAUAGGAACAUAAUUGAAUUGAUUAUUAAUAAAAAACUAAAGUGAAAUGUUAAUAAUAGCAAAAUAAUUAAAUACAAUAACAAUUAUCAUCCUAAAUGCGUGUGCUGCAGGAGACACAAAAAAAAAAACAAUAAGAAAUAGUAAAUAAACCAAAAACAUAUUAUCAAACGUGAACUGUUGCGCUAAAUUGGUCAAUUUUGUUAUUACUAUUUAAAGAGGAGUUGAUAAUAAAUUAUAAUAAAACAAAAAUUACAAUUAAUUGAAAACUAAACAA